Rubroshorea leprosula is the source of this 1058-nucleotide messenger RNA. The record is from the annotation of a GenBank genome assembly. Lineage: Eukaryota; Viridiplantae; Streptophyta; Magnoliopsida; Malvales; Dipterocarpaceae.
CCUGAUUCUGUAUCUUGAAGGGCUUUACGGCUUUAGUGCAUUAUUACUCAACUCACGGUCCAUCUCCAUAGGCUUUUGAUGGGUCUCCACUCUAGAUGGGUUUUGGCCCACCUUCAACUUCAAGAAGAAGCACAAUUUUUAAAGAUGGGUUUCCUUUUUUUUUUUUUUUUUUUUUUUUUUUUUUUUUUUUCUUUUUUUUUUUUUUUUUUUUUUUUUUUUUUUUUUUUUUUUUUUUUUUUGACAGAGAGAUGGUUUUCUUAUGCUGGGGUAGACCUUCUUCUGAACAGCAGAAAUCUUGCAUAAACAAGUCGGGAACUUUCAACUAUGAUUCGAAAUAUAGAGGUGCUACUGACAAGUCUGUGUCUUCCCUCAAAGAGGACAGGGAGCUCUCUAAUGGUGGUUAUCAUUUGAAUCAUGCUCGUGUUUUGGUUGGUUCUGGUGUUGAGACUUAUGAGAAGGGCAAGGCAGCUCUUGAGAAUUGGAGGCAUUUUGGAUUAAAUUGGGCAUUUGUUGAUCCCAAGACGCCAAUUCGAAGUGGAGUGAAGUUCUGUGUUUGUCUCAAGGAAUUUCUACCGUGGGUCAUGAUGCCUCUUCAGGUGGUGUAUGUGAAGGAAAACAGAAAUGCUAAGAAGGCUGUGGCCUCUUUUGGUUUUGGCAGUGGCACCUUGCAAGGGCACUUACUGGCUGGGGAGGAACGCUUCUCAAUUGAGCUAGAUGAGAACAACCAGGUAUGGUAUGAAAUUCUUUCCUUCUCGAAGCCUGCUCACUUUCUGUCAUUUAUUGGCUACCCAUAUGUACAAUUUAGGCAAAAAUAUUUUGCUCAGCAUUCCGCCAAUGCUGUUCUGAAACACUUGUAGCACUGUGUAUGCAUUACGCUUCAAUAUCAUAAAUAUUGCUUUUUCAAUAUGAUAUUCGGUUCUUGUAUUCUUUUAUUACAUAAAUCUUGUAACAUAUUUAUCUCGAUUGACUUCGAAUUUUAGCUAUGGCUUUUUACUGCUUUAGCUCACUUGUGUUAUUUUGAGUCAAGGAGUCUCUUAUAAUAGAAGAUGAUGAUUUCC